Molecule: messenger RNA, 1416 nt
Organism: Orbilia oligospora ATCC 24927
Lineage: Eukaryota; Fungi; Ascomycota; Orbiliomycetes; Orbiliales; Orbiliaceae
Exons: 5
Coding region: 1-1416 (471 amino acids)
Biological process (GO): transmembrane transport
Cellular component (GO): membrane
Molecular function (GO): transmembrane transporter activity
Source: RefSeq, a predicted model, not a curated record
AUGCCCGGAGCGAUCAAGGCAACUGAUGCGGCGGUAGACGAUCAAAAGCAACCGAAUGAGUCGACAACAUUUCGGGACGAACACUCCUCCUUGGAGAACGGGGCUGCCCGAGACCCUGCCUUUGAAGCAGCUUUGGUUAGAAAACUAGACUUCCACAUCAUUCCUGUGGUGAUGCUCUUAUAUCUAUGCUCUUUUCUUGAUCGCAUAAAUAUAGGAAAUGCAAAGUUGUACGGGCUAGAAGAAGAUCUAGGAAUGACGGGUACCUUGAAGUAUCAAACGGCGGUUUCAUUGCUAUUCGUCACUUACCUCCUAUUUGAGGUCCCCAGCAACCUUGUAAUAAAAAAGUUUAGGGCAAGUCGGUGGAUUGCCUUCAUAACGAUUUCAUGGGGUCUAGUUGCAACGUUCACAGGACUAACGCAGUCAUAUGGAGGGCUUCUUGUUUGUCGGCUCCUCCUCGGGAUUUUUGAGGCUGGUCUUUUCCCAGGCCUUACAGUUUACUUAACCUUUUGGUAUACAAGGAAGGAAAUCGCCCUGCGGAUAGGCUACCUCUUCGUAUCAGCAGCUAUUGCAGGUGCCUGUGGUGGUCUUCUCGCCUAUGCAAUCGGUUUCCUAGACGGGACCUCUGGGAUGAGAGGCUGGCGAUGGAUUAUGAUUCUAGAGGGCAUUCCAACAGUCCUCCUCGGCUUUGCCACCCCAUUUAUUCUCUCGGACGAACCAUCGACCGCCCGAUUCCUCACCCCUGAAGAGCGUGUAUUUAUGGCAAAACGUAUGCAACUUCAACAUGGAAGCGAUGUGCGGCCGGAAGAAAACUUGAAAAAGAAGGAUGUCAUAGCUUGUUUCAAGGAUUGGAAAUGUUAUGCAUACGCCGUGGGACUAUUUGGCAUGGAUACUAUGCUUUAUGGCUACUCAACAUAUCUUCCGACUAUUAUCAGAACACUCGGGACGUGGCCAGCACCAGUGGUGCAAGCAUUGACGAUACCUUGCUAUGCCCUCGGAGCUACUGUCUACCUAUUUGUGGCAUGGUGGAGUGACAAGCAUCAGCAGAGAGGGCUUCCGAGCUUAGUGGCUGCUCUAGUUGCUGUCGGUCUCCCGCUUGCAUGGAAUGUUGUAAAUAUCCCGCGCUAUGGAAAAAAGGUAGCCGCAAGUGGUUUCCAAUUGACAAUGGGAAAUGCGAGCGGAGUUAUGUCUGCUUACUUAUAUCCUGCAAGAGAUGGACCUCGAUUCAUAAAGGGUCAUGCUGUCACCAUUGCUAUGCUAUGCGUGGGGAUGAUAACUUAUGGAACAUUACUUACUUACUACAUCUCAGAAAAUAAAGCCAGGGAUGAGGGCAAGCGAGAUCAUUUGAUCGAAGGAAAAUCUGAAGAAGAGAUUAAUGAGAUGGGCGAUGACUCGCCCCGGUUUAGAUAUGUCAUUUAA